UUCUUGUCAGGCUGAAGGACAGACGAAGACAUCUCUGACUCCUUGCUGAUCAGUUUGGAACCAUGAACGCUGUGUUUGUCCUGUUGGUGAUGCUGGUAGGAGUCCCUCAUGGUGAAACUCUCUGCGAUGGCAGGAAAGAUGGAGCUGUGUGUUAUGGAGCUCUGGGAGGAACUGUGGUUCUGCAGCUGGUGGACGAUGCCUCUGAAAUACCAAGAUAUGAGUGGAGAAAGGAAACAACAAACAUACUGGUUGUAAGAAAGAGUGUCGUUAUAAGAAAUAACAUAGAUGAAAGGUCUGUCUUCACCCCCAGUACUGGAACACUGAUGAUCAAUAACCUGAACAGGAAGGACAGUGGUAUCUACACUCUGAUGCUCUUUGAUAAAGACCAGAAGGUAUCAGAACAGAGGACUCUAAAUUUAUCAAUUCAAGCUCGUGUGACGUCUGUCCAGCUGACCUCUGAGUGUCUCUCUGAGGGAGAAAAGAGGAUCUCCUGCUCCGCUGGGGGAGGGGACAGUCCUCAGUUCAGCUGGACUCUGGAUGGACGCAGACUGACAGAGGUGGAGCUCGUCUCUGGUGCUGAUGAGACCAACAGUGUGACUCUGAAGCUCCAUGUUUCAGGACAGCUGGUCUGCUGGGUCCACAAUAACGUCAGUAAUGCCUCUGGAACAAUGGAGUUAGAUACCUGUGGCUAUAUAUUAAUUACCUGCACCUUUUCCAAUGGGAUAAAAACAUCACAGUGGGUUCAUGAAGCCGAUAAUAUCCUGUGUGUUCAACCAACAACAGCCCCUCCCUCUGUGGGUGAGGAGACCAGCAUUGGUUCAGAUCACUCCUGGCUUGUCUGUGGUUUGCUGACACUGGUGGGAUUUUUCUCAGUCAUUCUGAUUUUCAUCUAUUUUACUUGGAAGAAAAACAAAUACAAAAAGAAAGGAAGAUCCUCCAGAAAUGAGGAAGAGAGUGGAUCUCUCUGAUUUGAUGGGCGAAAUAAGAAAUCCUGCUUCCUAAACCCACACCUAAUGCUGUAUUUUUCCAUGAAUACAAUUUGGACAAAAUAAUCUGUACUUCAUGGAAUAUUUCACUUCAGGAACAUGUCAAUCACAAAACACAGAACAAAGCACAGGAGUGAAAAAAGAAACAUAGACAACCCCUAAAAAAGACAUUAACAAAGUAAUUUGCUUCCUUUAUGUAUUUUAACGUUCUCAAAAAGAAGGAGGGAGUUUCAACUUACCUAGUUGACUCCCUGAACUCUGGAUACUUAUUAUUAUUAACAAGUAUGAAAUAAUCAAUACUCAUAUUGUUGUUUCUUAUCGUUUUUAGUUUGUCAGUCUUUUGUAUAUUAUUAUAAAUAACAGUCAGUCUUUUUGAUGUGUAUCUAUAUCACACACAAACACACACACAAGUUCCAUAUUUUCAUGUUUGUAUUCUUCUACAAUAUAACUUUAUAAAUAAUAUAAAUUUUCUUUAAACUAACCAAUUUUUUUGGUUCUUCCACACUGAUUCUCUUCCACAGUUUUACACCACAGAUAAAAAUAGAAAAAAACAAACUCAUUUUGGUUUUUUGAAUGUGACUUUCUCUAAAAUGGCUUUUACAUUAUAUUUAAAGUCAUAAUUCACUAAUGAGCAUGUCAAGGAUUCAACUGAGAUUGAAAUAUUUAAUCUGUGUUCAUAACAUGGAUAAGAAAGAAAACCUAUGUAUUUGAUUGAAUAAAGAUUAAAGGUUUUUAAAAUUAAUUGAAAUUGUUGACUCGCUCUGGAGUGAAUUAAAUGCAUAUGGAAGAAAUUUUACUUUGUAUUUUUAUAUAAGUUCUGGUUUGUACAGUCAUUUUAGUGUGCUUUACCGUUUCUCUGCUAAAUGUGCUUUCAACGUAAACAUUCAAUACAUAUUAAAGAUAAAAAUAAGUUCAACUUCAGCAAAGCAAAGCAAGGACACUUGUACUUUAGCAUAUAUUUUAACUACUUCCAGUUAUUUCCAACCUCAAUCCAAGUCAAAUAUAUGAAGCUCAAUCAGUUUCUUAUUAUCACUGUAUACCAUCUGUCAUGUUUUUUUUUUUUUUUUUUUUUUUUUUGUUGCCAUUUGAAACAAAGUGAAGUAAGUAAUGAAGUCAUAAUCUGUUAAAAGUCAAAAAUAUAAAGCUCACUGGGUUUCAUCUUUUUUUUUUUUCAAAGAAAUUGCGCAGAGCAACAAAAUUGUUGCCAUCUGUAAUGUUUUUUUUUUUUCCGUUUGCAACAAAGUGGAGGAAGCAAACGGAGCAGUAAUGAAGUCUGUCACUAGAGGGCGACCUCAUCUGAAACGAAUGAGAAAAUACCUGGCAUCAUGAACUUCAUCCUAUAUUUAAGUUUUCAGAUCACAUGAUAGAAACUCAACUUAGAUGUUUUACUGCAUUCCAUAAAAAUGUCUCUGUCUUCCAGAAGGUUACAAUCUUUCAUCUACAGACAACUGAUGUGGAAAUAUUUUACCAAACAAAUGUGGAAAUGGUGGAAAUGCUUUUCGUGAAGGUUUGAAACUGAACAUUAUUUGUGAAAUUAAAGAACU
Salarias fasciatus (jewelled blenny) is the source of this 2530-nucleotide messenger RNA. RefSeq names its product hepatocyte cell adhesion molecule. Gene Ontology annotation, cellular component: membrane. The transcript is spliced from 5 exons. NCBI's taxonomy places the organism in Eukaryota, Metazoa, Chordata, Actinopteri, Blenniiformes, Blenniidae. The record is from RefSeq and is a predicted model, not a curated record. Bases 63 to 968 code for a protein of 301 amino acids.